UACAUGGUACGUUGUCAAUUCACGCAUGCUGGGCUGCGGAUAGAUCGUGCAGCCCAUUUUCGUGGGCCGCAAACCCUCGAUAAAAGGAUGUCUUUCCUCCAAAACUUCACGCUUAGACGGCCCAGCUAACGCCAUAAUGGACUGAAACGGAAUCUUACAUUGCUCACUGGAAGGGACUCGUUCCGCCGAGGAACUAGCACAAAAUAUUUGGGAAUUUUUUCUACAUUGACGGUGUGAGGAGACUGAGUUAGGGGGGGACAUAAUCAUGAUGGCGACUCCACAGAGCAAGGCACCCGCGACCAAGACCGUGCAGCCGCUGGCCACGAAACCGGGUGCUGCGGCCCCAGCCCCGCCUGGGCCGGCCGCCCAACCACCCGCCGGUCCGGUUGUCCCAGAACUGGACCUAUCGCACCUCUCAGAGGAGGAACGACGGCAAAUUCAGGCGGUGCUGGAAAGGCAAAAACAGGAGGAGGAAAAAGAGGCCAAACUCAUAAGGGCCUUGAAGGAGGACCUUGACCGGGUCCAGCAGACCACGCAGGCCGUGGCCUCGGAGUCCAAGGCCAAGGGCAGCCUCCCCCAGAAUGGCGCCGUCUGCCAGAUCUGCCACAAGACCAAGUUUGCCGACGGGGUGGGCCACUCCUGUAGCUACUGCAACCUGAAGUCCUGUGCCCGAUGUGGUGGUCGGGUUACGCUCCGCUCCAACAAGCCACCUGAAAAAGCCCCGUCAUCUGUUCGACCAAAGGUUUUAUGGGUGUGCAAACUGUGUCGCAAAAAGCAGGAAUUUCUGACCAAAACUGGACAGUGGUACCACGGUCGGCAAGGUAAACCUCAGAGCCUGGACCUCAGUGCAGUUAAGGCUAUCGAUGGGGGCAGCAAGCCCCAAACUCCUCAGCCUGCCAAGGAUGGGCCCCAGCAACAACAGCAACAAAUCAUCAAGCCUCAAAUGGAACAAAUACUCCACAGCGCGAAGCCCAGCAACAACAAUAAUAAGGAGAACUUGGGGGCUGGCCAGCCGCCCUCACGGCCGCGUUCCACUACACCACACAGUCAACUCACCCGCCAGCUGUCCAAGAACGAGGACGAGACGUCGUCGCCUCUUCCCCAAACCAACUCCAAGCCCGUGCACCGAACUCACAGCCGGGAGUUGGCUGGGAAACGGCCGGGUGCCCAUGACGAGCGGACGCACAAUGCGCGGGCCGAUCCCAGCUAUGAUCCAUCCAGCGAUGUGCAUUACCAGGACCGCCGGCGGGAGUCGCGGUACUCCAUGCGGGACAGGACACCAGACCGGGACCGUUCCACGAGUAGUGAGCGCACCACCAUGACAGAGCGUCAUGGACGGGACCCAGCCAAAUACUCUGGGCGUGAGCGUGAGCAUUUCAUGGAGCAGGAUCCACGGCGAUUUAAAAACCAGGACCACAUACGGGAUCAUGGGCGGUACCCAGAUCAUGAACGAGAAAGAGAUCGAGAGAGGUUCAAUCAUGGCUAUGAGAGUCCUGACCGACAUGGUUAUCCUGAGGAGAGGUAUUACGCAGGGGAUCAUGACCGAGGGCGCCAUUACACCAAGGAGCCCUUGGUGCGUCAGGUGAGUGGCAGAACUUUGGAUCGUCAGCGCAGGAUGUAUGCAGAUGACCCACCCUCGCCGCAUUACCCACACGAUCGUUACCCAGAGCACACCAGUUCAGAUCGUGAACGAAGAGACAUGGAUCAAAGGGAAAUAGAUCGUAGGGAAACAGAGCACAGGGAAUUGUCGGACCGGCGUGAGAUGGACCGCCGGGACAUGCCUGAACGCCGGGAAGGCGUUGGUGCUCAAAUGGACAUGAGGGAGUUUGAGCGUCACCCCAGUGAACGCCGGACCCGUGCCCGACGCGAGCGGGACCGCAGCCCUGGGGAGUCCAAGCGGAGCUCACCCCGGAAGGACGAGGAACGCUUCGGCGAGGAGUACCGCAGGGGGGCAGGGCCACCAUACCCACAGGAAGGUGUGUCACAGAAGCGGCCCAACAGCUCGCCCCGUCACAGCAUCACCGUGGAAGAUGUUGACGCCCAGCGGGAGCGGCUCCUUCUGGCCGAAUCCUAUGGUGCUCCCGGCCGCGCCCCUGAGCUGGGCCCCAAGCAGCACCUGGACCCCAGCUCGGCUGCGACCAAGACAAGCAAACAGGAGUCCCUGUCCAGGAACAGUAAAGCUGCUGACUCCAUGAUCAGGGCUGACUCGCUCAGCUCAGACCAAAGUGAGUGUGUCCGGCCGCCUCCCCCGAAGCCACACAAGACCAAGGGGUCUCGUAAGAGAAGACAGUUCUCGUUAAGUAGCUCCGAGGAGGAAAUCCGGUCAACACCAGAGUACACUAGCUGUGAGGAAGGAGAGAUUGAAAGUGAAAGUGUCAGUGAGCGAGGUUCGGGUGAACUUGAGAUUGGGACCGGUGGGGGUAACAACAACAGCAGCAGCAAGGAUAAGGGCAUGCAUGGCGGGCGCGGGGAACCAGUCGCUGCCGACGACCACCACCAUUCGGAAUCAGAGCUGGCCCUCUCGGCCGCCAAAAAGAAAAUUGUCCGGUUCGGCCAGGGGGAAGGCCGGUCCAUGGAGGAAGACCCCGAGUGGUCCGAGCCGCAAAUUAAAGACUCGGGGGUGGAUACCGGUAGCAGUACAACCUUAAAUGAGGAGCAUAGUCUGGCUUCCAAGCAACCAGUCACGUGGACCCCAGACCUGGACAACAACAGGUUGAUUGGCCACAUGAUCCUAAAGAAGAGCCAGGGUGACAGCUCGACGCCGCAGGACUCUAGUGCCAUCCUGGGGCUGAAGGUCAAAGGCGGCAAGGUCAAGGAGGCGGGCAAGCUGGGUGCCUUCAUCUCCCGGGUCAAGCGGGGGAGCAUCGCCGACACCGUCGGUCAUCUGCGAGCAGGGGAUGAAGUUUUGUCCUGGAACGGACACAACCUCCAGGGCAAAGAUGUCAAUGAAGUGUACACCGUCAUCUUUGAGUCCAAGAGUGAGCCGCAGGUGGAGCUGAAAGUGGCCCGGCCGAUGGGCAGUGAAAUGGACCAGACGACGCGGGAGAAGCUUGCCCAGCAGUUCAGGUCUCAGCGACCAGACUCCAUCACCAAGAGAUCCAGUCAAAGUGUUUGUUCUUGCGCCUGUGCAGGCUCCAGUGGCUAUGAGUCCACCACCAAGCACAAGGAGGAGGAGGAGAUACCACCACAGGUCCGGCACAAACGGCCGUCGGUCACCAUCACGUCCCCAGGAAGCCCUGGGAUGACAAGGCGGAAUGGCUCACCUCUGGUGCAAGGAGACCUCCAGAUGAAGCUGUGGUACGACAAUACCAACUACCAGAUUGGGGUGACGAUUCUCAGUGUCAAGGGCCUGCCACCACGGGAGAAGACGGGUGACCUGCGCAACCCCUAUGUCAAAAUGUAUCUGCUUCCAGAGAGGAGUGAUGAGAGUAAACGUCGCACAAAGACUCUCCACAAAACUCUCAAUCCCAAAUGGAACCAGACCUUCCUGUACGGUCCCUUGAAGCGGUCAGAGUUCAAAGGUAACACCCUGGAGGUCACCGUCUGGGACUUUGAACACUAUGGUGCUAAUGAGUUCUUGGGGGAGGUUAUGUUGAACCUGGAGGCCGUACCCCUGGAUGACGAACCCCACUUGUACCCGCUACGCAGCCACAACAAGCAGGUGCCCCUCCCGCUGGUGUCGCCAGUACCCGCCCGGCACCAGAUGAAGCACCACUCCCACCGCAACAGCGACACGGGGAGCCGGGAGCAGCUCUCGUCCCCAGCAUCAGGCGGGCGGAUCACUGACAGCGAGUUCUCUGAUUGGGAUGAUGGUAUCGGAGUCGUUACUGGGGCGUCGGUGGUAGGAGUGGGUGAUGGGGCCUCUUCGCUCGGUGAGCGUCGUGCGACGCCACCCAUGAACGAAGGUUCAUCAGUUGUUGGGAUUGGGGAUGGGGCCAGCGUCUCCUCCCUGGGCAGCAGCUGUAGUCCACCCCCAGCCAGUGAGGAUGACAGGCCACCCAACGAGCAGGAAUACCCCAGGUCACCCACCGCCCAGCGGCGGUCGGGAAUCGUGAUACCACCUCAACAAGAUGAGCUUUCUUCUCACACGCGAGAGCGCCGUGGUUCUGCUAGCACCCUUGCUGUCCCAGAGAGGGCUCCCCGGAGCCGGCCCCGCAGCCCUUCCCCGACCCGACGGGAACGCAUGAGCACGGAGCCUGUAGAUGUCUACCGCAAACACCAGGAGGCAACGUCCCGUUUUGCCCACUACCAGGAUGACACGGAUGGGCAAAGCCGACAGUCACCAACUGCAAUGAGAUCACAGAGAGAGCGGGACCGGGGAGGCUGGGAGUACGAGCGGAGUAGGGACUUGCGAGACCGGGACCUACGGGAUCAGGAUCUGCGGGAACAUGAGCUGAGGGAGCUUGAUUUGAGGGAGCGUGAUCUGAGGAGCCGUGAGUCAAGGGAACGUGAACUGAGAGACCUCCCGCCACAUGAGCUGGACCUGCCGAGCCGCGGCCUGAGUCCUCGUGAACCACACGACCAGGAGCUCCUCGACCGGGAAGGGCGUGAUCCUCGUGACCACCGGACCCACCGUGCCCUGUCCCCACCCACCCGGUAUGACUACGAGCGGAUGAGCGGGCGGCGGUCACGCUCGCCAAGUCGGCGGGCCGACCUGCAGCACGGCGACCCCCAUCGCCGGACCCAGUCUGAGAACCGGGGCGAGAUGGACUAUGAGAGGCAGUACCGGUCACACGCCCGCACGAUAACGUCCAACAUUGACGCUUCCAGCCUACCAAACUCACCAGUCCACGGGGGUAGAGGGAGUCCUGUAUCAACGCCUUCCACACCACGCAAACACAGACAGCUGCCGCAGGUCCCUGCACAUCUCAAAUCAGAUAAAGGGACAGCCGAAAUUGAGGAAAGAGCCCGCCAGAUGAAGCUCAAGAUGAAGAUCAAUCAGUACAAGCAGGCAGCAGCCACUGCCAACACCCUUUCUCCCCAUGGCGCUGUUGCCUCAACCUCUGCAGGGGGCACUCCCAUCCUGGAUGCCCCGCCACACCCUCGCCGCAAGCAGAGCCCGGACAACAUCUCCAUCAAGUCUUCAGACAGCAACGUGUCCAGCACCAGCGACGUGUCAGCCAUCACCCAGGCCAGUACGGCCAGCGCCUUCUCCACGCAAUCUGAGCGCCGGCCCACCAGAAAACUCAGUGCCUUUACCGCGAAAAUGCAAGAGUCUGCUCCCGUGAAGAAACCACUGAAUCGAAGCAACAGUAGUGCUGAUAUGUACACGUAUGAUCGGAACGAGGGCAGUAUAUCAGAUUCGGCAGCUGACACAAACAUCCAAGAGGGCAAGAAACGUCGAGCAAGCAUCGGGUACAAGAUGGCGUCACUUGUGGGUCUGUCCAAGAAGAGUAACAGCACGUCCAAUUUGGCAGGCAAGAAGCCAAGGAGCAGUAUAGUACGUAGUGAAGAGGUCGGUCUAGCUGCUGAGAUGAGGAAUCGUCUACAGAAGCAAGCCAGCCGAGAGAGCACGGACGGCAGUGUCUGCAGUUUUAGCAGUGACAGCUCAAGCCAACUGUGGCUACCCGGCAACUUCCGCUUGGGCCCUGAGGGCCAGUUUGACGGCUUCCUGGAGGGGCUUGGCCCUGCCCAGCUGGUGGGGAGGCAGGUGCUGGGCUCGCCCUGCCUGGGGGACAUCCAAGUAGGCCUGGAGGACAAGAGGGGCAAGCUGGAGGUGGAGAUCAUCCGGGCCCGGGGGCUGAUCUCGAAGUCGGUCUCCAAGGUCCCUCCUGCGCCCUAUGUCAAGGUGUAUCUGAUGGACGGCAAGCGCUGUGUGGGUAAGAAGAAAACCAAGAUUGCCCGCAAGACCCUGAAUCCCCUCUACCAACAGGUGCUACUGUUUGAGGAGGACUAUCGCAACAAGAUACUCCAGAUCACUGUCUGGGCAGAUUAUGGGCGGAUGGAGCGCAAGGUCUUCAUGGGUGUGGCUCAGAUCAUGCUGGAUGACCUGGACUUGUCUCAUCCCAUCAUCGGCUACUACAAACUCUUCAACACCUCCUCCAUAUCGGAACUGCAUGGCCAUCGGGCCUCCAUCUCAUCGCUAGAGGGCUCCAUGACAUCUCUAGCUAGCGCCAAAUAGCUCCCACGGUGCCCCUCCCCCACCAACGACCCAUGGGGGCUGUCUGUCGUCAUUGCAGGGGUCCUCCACAGUGCCCCAGUUUAGCUUUAGAUUGCUACACAUUCGGUUCUUAGCUAGGGGAGAAUUGUGUCUGAAUUGUCUACAGAGGGCGCCUAAAGCCAAGGUGUCCUCUACCUUUUCCAUUUGCCCUUAUCGAAGGAAUGCAUUUGCAUCAUCACUAGAGGGAAGGCCAGCUUAUUCCAAGCCCUUCCUUCCGUAUCAUACACCAUCUGACAACACCUUCAACUGGCUGACUCACCUUUGCUACCUGAUGUGCUGAUUGGGUUGAUUGGACUGUGGUUAUGGACACCUAUUGGCUCUGCGUACACCCAGUUGAGGGCGUCCGUUCGCUGCCAGGGCCCUUUGCACCUUCAUUUGUAUAGCCACUUCCUGCAUUGCAUUUUAGUGUCACAUUUGUGUUCACAUUGAAGACAGAAAACCCCAUCAUGUGUGAAUUGAAUGCUGAAGUCUACAUAAAAAGUCGGACAGUAAAGGGACGGCUGAGUUUUGCCACAAGAGGGCGCAUGUAGGUGUUUUAUCAGUAGGCUGUGAUGUGUCAUGAAGCGCAUGAAGUGUCAAACAUCUCAACUCGAUCCACAGUCAUACUGUUUCUUUACCAAAUAUUGCCAAGUUUUGAAGUACGUGGAGAAUGACCUUUACUACAGGAAUCUCAUGUAGGCGUGGCUCAUGGAAGAUGUAUCAUGUCAGCUUAUGGCUAUAUUCUUUAAUUUGAUGACUAUAGAUGUCCCCAUUUGACACACCAGUGACUGCUUGUCUGCUAGCUUCAGCAUAUAUCUGGGUGUUGAGGGCCACAUAAAGUCCCAAAAGCCUGCACUGUGUAGAGUCUUUUAUGGCGAACACCUUAGCCUGCUUCUCUGGCCCAUGACAGGCACCAGACUGAUUUAAUCAGUUCUCAGUUAAAGAGCCCAGUUUUACGUGAAAGGAAGGCAACAAGUGUGGCUGAACAAAACGAAAUGAAUGUUUUGUGAUGAUAGUUUGUUUGUUUGGGUUUUGGGGGAGAAUGUUUACUGUCAAUGUGGCCCUUGAAAUAGACCCCUAAAUUGCCACCUACUUAGGUGCACUCAACACCCUAGGCCACAAAGAUGGAGUAGUGUUUUCAUCAUCAAAAGAGUGGUCAAAUUCACGCACAAGUGUGCAAUAUGUCGGCCACCACUUCAACGUUCUCCUUUUUCUCACAGUUGGUAUCUGUUGUUGAAUCCCGCAGAACAGUUUGGCUUGCAUGUCAGCCCAAGAAACAAAGAAAGAAAGUAGGAAAAAAAGGAAUAGAUAAUAUUGCAUUAUGUAAAUAAUUUAAACUAGUAAAACACUUUGUUUCAUACAUAUUCAUUAUGCAUGAUAUUCAAUUUUUUUUAACUGUCCAAUCACGGUCGGACAUGUAAUCAGAUCUUUAACAAAAGGCAUUAUAAAUUAAAGGUUAAUAUAGUAAAUACCACUUAUUUAAGGGUAAACUGUAUCAUUUCCUUGUACUAUAGUCGAGAAUUUGAAAUAUUGCAAUACGAUAUUGUGCACUGUCUUUGCCUUUUUAUUGUUAUGAGUAUGGCAUUGGUGUGUUGAGGAAAAGUGGAGUGAAGAAAUUCGGAGUAUUCGUUAAAGUUUACCCACCAAAGUUUGAGAAAGGCUGCGAACGUGAGAUUGUUUAAAAAAUGGUCUGGUCACAUCUGAGUUUUAUGUACAGGAAAAUAAUUUGCUGUUUUCAUGUCUUUCAAAGCUAAUUGUGCAUAUAUAGAUAUAUAUAUACGAACAUAAAGGUUUAUGUAGAAAAACAAAAAGUUACAAUUUGUUCUUUCAGCUUUAAAAUCAGCACAGUUCCAUGUCUUGCAUUCCACACAGUAUUUCCAAAACUAUGUAAAUUCAUUCAGAUUUAUUCAUUUAUUGAUGGUCAGUCACGGCAUGUAAAGUCACCUUUGGACAAAGCCACAGCUUGUUUGAAGUUUUACUCACUGUUAAUGUUGACAACAAGUGUUCCAACUGCGCAAACUUCUUUUUUUGCUGUCAGAAGUUUUCAGUUGGAAACUUUCUUUGUACUUUGCACACAACAUUCAAGUCACUUUUAACAGCACAUUAAAAACCAGUUCUUAAAAUUUGACAUUCCUGAUCCAAACCAGUUAUAGUUGUUAACAUGUUUGAAAAGGUCCUUCUGUAAGCUGAUUUCUUGGGAAGGUUUGGCUAUAUUCACACAACUAUCAGGUAUCAAGAGUCUGAUGGCCAUUCACUGGAUGGUUAAAUGCCACUUUCUCCAUGACUGGUCAUUGCUCAAGGGUUGUCAAGAAGUUUAAACAGAUAUCACUCCCGUUGUCUGUAGUUUACAGUGACCAUUACAAUUCUCUGCAAUUCCUUUUGGAACACAAGUGACUCAUUUGGAAAAGCCUCCCAAUUGGAACCCGAGUUUGAUUUACAUUGUUUGGGGAAACUUUGUGAUUGUUUGAUCCAUUAAAGUUGUGCUCCUUAUCAGUACUUUAUAAUAAACAUGAUUCUUAGCAAGAAAUUUAUUCCAUGUUUAAUCCAUAUGACUCAGUUGAUUCAUAUCCUAGAAAGCCAGAUCUAUUCUUGGAUAUUUCUAUGUUCACUUUUCUGUAGACUUUGGAAUACUUCAUUUAUUGGUAGAGAACAUAUGUAUCACUUAUUCAUUUUUAAUGAUUUUGGUAUUUCUGUAGAAGAGACAAUUUUGAACAAUUUGGUGUUUAUUUUCAAUCUCUGCUGUAGCAUACUGAGAUUGGAAUGCGAGCUGGUCUCGGCCAUGCAAGGUUGCCUCCAUUUUGUUAGUUUAAACUUAGAUUUGCUUUUGUUGUACAAAGCAAUGUUGACCACAAGUGCAUGUAGCCAGUAGUGUUCGAGCCAUGCUCAGUAACUUUAUGAUUGGCUGAAUGUGUGAAUUCCAGAUUGGGUUCCUGUCCUCUAGAUUGGGUUCCUGUCCUCCAGAUUGGGUUCCUGUCCUCUAGAUUGGGUUCCUGUCCUCCAGAUUGGGUUCCUGUCCUCCAGAUUGGGUUCCUCUCCAUAUUGGGUUCCUGUCCUCCAGAUUGGGUUCCUGUCCUCUAGAUUGGGUUCCUGUCCUUCCCCCGUCCCUCCCUCACUUACCCUCCCUGUCUAACUUCAUCCGUAGCCCUGCAUAUUCCAACAUUCAGCCCUGCAGAUUCCAAACUGCAAACAGCUUCAAAAAAAUGCUGUAACCCCUCCCCCCGUGAUGUGUUUCUUGUAUCCCAUCAUUGUCCAUUAUCCUGAAAAAGAUGUACAGUUUUACUGCACUCUUUUGGGCAAUAUACUUCAAUGAUGCAUGCCCUUACACCUGUCCAUGAAAUUUUGUAGCCCGGCUGACUCAAUGUGGCUUCCUUACCACCUCCAGAAACAUCGAAUUUUUGGGGUAAAGUGGAGCCCACAGUUUGGUGUUUGUUUUCAUCAGGUUCUACCAGGAAAGGUUUCAACCCACUUUUUACCUACAAGAAGUCACAUCUAAGCAAAUCAACUUUUCUUUACCCAAAAGUUAUCUGAACUUAUUCAUAUGAGUCUGUAAAUUCAGGAUUCAAACAUUUCGACAUUGUGUCCCUGUGACACCUGACCUGUGUAAUUUGACAUUGAAACAUUGAAAUUAACUUCAGACUAUUUAGUUUGUUUGGCAGGUAAUUUGCAUUACUUAAUUACUCUUUGAAAUUAUAGAAUGUGCUUUAAAGGACUAAAUCAUUUGUCAGAUGGGACAGGGACACAGAAAAGCUGGAACCCAGAUAUUUAGAAUGGUUCAUAUCAUUUAAAAAAGAAAAACUCUUUCUCCCCUUUCACAUUUGCCCCACCCAUUUUCCUAUGUACCCGUGCCCAACCAGAAAUUGAAGGCCAAGUGGGGGCCCCGUAAAACUUUUUCUUCAAAGCAAAUGCAAUCCUUUUUUUGUACACCUUUUGCAGCUGGUAUGGUUUGGUUGGCACAAGAAAUAAAUUGUCUUUUUUUUUGGUUUUCUUUUUUAUCACAUUUUAAAAAUAUUUCCAGUGUCAGAAGUGUUCCGCAGUCAUGAUAGUGUUAGUUUUGUGUGACAUGAUGGACAUUUUAAAAAUACAAGUUUCUUGGCAAUACAUAUUCUAAUAUUGUAUUCAACUGUAAUGUGCAUGUUUGAAGUGGGGUGUCACAGUCUCUUUUUUCACUUGUUUCAUCUUAUUACCUUUACAUCUGGGUGGAAUCUUCAAACCCUCACCAAACUAGUCUGACUUGUUUUCAACUUACCCUACCCUCCAGAAAAAUGAAAAAUCCAGUAUUAUCCAUGGCAGGAAAGAUUCCAUUCAGUGUAAAGGGGGAGGGUCAAAGAGGAAUACUGAUGUUUAGUUUGUGUACGUGUUUAUUUAAAUGUUAUGAAUACAUAAAGGUGCCCAAAGUGUAAGGUAAUAGACUUUGGGUCUCCAAGUUGCCUACAAAAAUGAUUCCAUGAUGUAGCUAUAUAGAAUGGUAGCUUGUUUCAAUUGUAGAAAAGUUAGAUAUUGCUAAUUAUCAUUAGCACAAUAUUAGAAUAGCGAAGUAGAUAACAGAGUAAUAAAGACUAUCACUUUUUACCAUUUAGGUAUAUUUUAACAUUUUAUAUAUAAAAGCCAUGAUAUGUGUAAAUGAAAAAUGUACAUGCUAUUCCUGUGUAUUAAUACUGCUAUAGCCGAGAAUGGAAAAACACUGUUGUAAUGUACAUGUAGUUCAUGAAUAUGUAUCAACUUCAUGAAUGUGAUAUUAUAUGUAAUUACCUUCUGAAUAUUUAUGAUAUACAUGGCCUCUGACUGUGCGAUGUUCUUGCAUUAUUAAUCUUUCACUGACUACUGAAGAAAGUUUACUAUAUGAAUAUUACCUACUGUACAGUUUUAAAUAAUGCUCGUAAUUGUAUUUAAGGAAUCCUUUCACAUUUUACAUGUAUAAAUUAUAAUGAUUUUCAUUUAAACAGCAAAGAAUAUGCAAUGACUGGUGAAUGGUUUUAAAACAAUAAGUAGCAAUAGAACCAUAUGCUGUUGUAUGAGUUGAGACUGAAUAUUCAACCGAUGUGGCAAAUGUUUAUCCCAUUUAGUCAUAGCACCUCGCUUUAAGUAGUCUCAAAUGAUAACUUCACAUCGGUAGCAUCAUAUCCAGUUCCAUAAUAUGCCUGGCCUGCCAGAAUAACUUCCUGUGUGGUAAAAUAGCCUGUAGCCAUAGAUUUUGUAUCCAGUAGACUCUCGCAUCACCCGUGCAUUCCCCAAUUCAGUUGUGUAAUUCAGUACUGAUGCAUUUCAUGUUCUCAUGUUCACAGUACUCUGCAAGAGGUGAGAUUUUGUUAAACAUCCAGUGGUUAGUUUUGCUGGUCUUUGAUAAAAUGUGGUAUGGUUUUGGUUUUGCUUAUACGGUGUACACCGGGGCCUGAAGAAAUCUGCACAGUGGUAUUCUGAAUUGUUUGGACCUGUUGUUCAGCCACCUUAUAGGAAGCUUGUGGUUGAAUGUGUGAAAGUCCUGUCCCAGUCCUAGAACUCAAAUGUUGAUGAGCCAAAUCACCUAAAUUUCUCCCUUUUUUGACGAAUUUUAUUGGACUUUUUUAAUCAAAGAAUUAAAAACCUUUUAGUGGAAAAGCCUGUUUCUGUGAGUGGACUUCGCUUCAAGCCCUUCAGCUGGUUUUGGAAGGCAGAGUAUAGCAUAGUAACAAACCAACACUUGAAGUGAGUCUCGUUGCGUAAUCCCUUCAAAGUAUGAAAACAUUUUAACUUGAAAACUUCUGUUUCUAAUUUUUUGCACCAUUGUCCUCAAGUUAGCAGUGUCAUAUUUUUCACCAAGUUCACUUUUUUGAGUCCUAAUGUGUAGUAUGCAUUACAGACACAAUCAGGUCAAACCACACAUAAGCAAUCCAUUCUAACUGUAUUAUUCAUACCAAGGGACCAAAAAAAUAUAAAUAUUUUAAGCAAGAAGAAAGUUGUGCAAUUACCCUAGUUUCUGUGCUAGCAUUAGAAUAAUAGGUACACUGCUGGACUGUCUGUACUAACUAGUUUGAAGUAUUAAACCCAGUUUAUCUGGUUAUAGCCCUUUAUGUGUUGUGGUUCAAAAUUGUAGUUGAACCAAGUUGAUGAGCAUUAUAUGGUCAUGUUUAAAGGGACUGCUGGUUUGUCUGUUGUACUUUGUUAAAGAAAAACCUUUCUGCUAUUAUCUUUUAAUCUUGAAUAUCAACCUUUUUAUCCCGAAGCUUAAUAUUUUGAGACUUUUACUAACCUGGGUAUAAUUGACUCGAGUUCAAGAAACACAGUUUGGCUUAUGGUAGUGACCUGUAGUUCAUGAUUUUUGGGGGUUCAUCUGAACUAGCCUGGCUAUGCAAGUUAGUAAGGAUAGUAAGUUUUUUUUUUAAGUGUUAUUUGUAAGUAGUGAUUUUUGUGUGAAUUCCAUCGCUGGUUUGAUUUGACUUGGGAAUGCACAUUAAAGAUGCAAUACUUUUUGCCUGUGGCUUUUAA
Messenger RNA from Acanthaster planci (crown-of-thorns starfish), 12601 nucleotides. RefSeq names its product regulating synaptic membrane exocytosis protein 2-like. Gene Ontology annotation, cellular component: presynaptic membrane; cytoskeleton of presynaptic active zone. Lineage: Eukaryota; Metazoa; Echinodermata; Asteroidea; Valvatida; Acanthasteridae. The record is from RefSeq and is a predicted model, not a curated record. Gene Ontology annotation, molecular function: transmembrane transporter binding; small GTPase binding. Gene Ontology annotation, biological process: regulation of membrane potential; regulation of synaptic plasticity; positive regulation of synaptic transmission.